CGUGAGCCACCGCAUCCAGCCAGAAGAGGUCUAAAGGCAGGGGAGAUGAUGAAGAGUGGGAAGAGCAAAGUUCCUAGAGAGGGCUUGAAACACCUACCUUGGCCGUACCCAGAAGUUACCUGCCCUGCCCAUGACUGCACGUGUGUUGUAACAUUGCAGACACCACCUCUCGCCCCAUCUUUCCACUGAGUGGACAGAAAGUGAGGAGGGGGGCUCAGAGGUCGGGAGUGUGGUCAGCGUCACUCACUUAGGGAGCCGAGGGCUCAUGCUUUGAACCCGGGUCAGCCAAGCUCUCUACACAUGGCCUCCUCCCCCCAGUUCUGGUCCCAGGGGCAGGCGGGGACAGCGCACUCCUGCCCCUGCCACAGCCAGGCCCCCUUCCCUGUGGCCUGCAGCCUCCCCUCUCCAGAGAACCAGGUCCAGCCUCGCUCUCUCCAUCUGUAGCCAGGUGGGGCCCUCCCUGCUGGCACUGUGGCUUGGAGACUUUUCCUUCUAGCUACUCAACCUGCCUCCCCUGUGGAUCCAGGCUGGUCCUACGGAGGACUGCUGUGCCCGGCAUCAGGCCCACAGGCUCCUGGCAGGCCUGCAGGGUUGGGGAGGGGAGGUCAAGGCAGUCCCAACCUCCCAGGGCAGUCCCUGUUUAGGGCCUGGCUGGCCACACCUGCCAUGCCCUUGGAAGAUUCCUCUGUAAGUUCCACUCCCACUCCAGUGAGGGCUACCUGGGCCUCACCUGCGAGAGCCUCCCCCGGGGCCCUGUUCCCCAUCUCUGUGCCUUCUCCCUAUCAAGGGUUCCUCCAGCCAGCAGGAAGAGCCGGGGGUGACAGGGAUGGAUUGAUGUCUGAGAACUCGGCACUGGGCUGACUUCCUGCCUGCCGUUGCCUGCGCCACGUGGGUGUGUAAUCACCUCACUCAGGGACCUCACACCUACCCUUCCCAGGCUGCGGGGUCACCAGCUCUGAGUCCCCCGGGUUUCCCAAUGGUAAAGAGAGAGGUGGCCACCGUCAGGAGCACUAGCCUACCAGAUAAAUGGAUGGGCUUGGAGCUCAGGGACUGGGUUUCAUGGGCUCAGCUGCAGCCCCACCCCUGCCCCAGGAAAUGCCAUCCCCGAAGGUCAAGGCCUGGGCCUGGACCGGCCACUGGCUGGUGGUGGUAGUGGCAGGUAUGUUCCCACCUCCACCCUCAGGGAAGAAGCAAGUUGCAGGAGCCUGGAAUAUGACUCAGGUCUUCCUUUUGUCCCUGUGGACUCUCUGUGUCAACUGGGGAGACAGCCAUGAGAACAGACACUUGGAGAACCCUAUAACUGGCACCAUGCAAGAGAGACAGGCAGGAGGAGGCUGUGGGAGCUCAGAGGAGACACUUGUGCUGGCCUGAGCAGAGGAGAAAGGAGGGGUAUGAGGGAAGGCUUCCUGGAAGAAGUGGCGUCUGGAUUAAUUACUGAAGGCCACAGGUGGCUGCGAUGGGACGGAAGCCAUGAAUGGUGCCGCCCCCGGCCCCGCCGCAGCCGCCCCGGUCCCGGUCCCGGUCCCGGUCCCGGACUGGCGGCAGUUCUGCGAGCUGCACGCGCAGGCGGCCGCCGUGGACUUUGCGCACAAGUUCUGCCGCUUCCUGCGGGACAACCCAGCCUACGACACGCCGGACGCCGGCGCCUCGUUCUCCCGCCACUUCGCCGCCAACUUCCUGGACGUCUUCGGCGAGGAGGUGCGCCGCGUGCUAGUGGCCGGGCCGACGUCUCGGGGCGCGACCGCACGCGCGGAGGCCAUGGAGCCAGAGCCCGCGGAGACCUCUGCACUCAAGGCGGCGAACUACGGCCACUCGCGGAGCUCGGAGGACGUGUCCACGCAGGCGGCCAUCAAGGCCCGCGUCCGCAAGGGCUUCUCGCUGCGCAACAUGAGCCUGUGCGUGGUGGACGGCGUGCGCGACAUGUGGCACCGGCGCGCCUCGCCCGAGCCCGACGCUGGAGCUGCCCCGCGUGCCGCCGAGCCCGCCGCUGAGCCCCGUGACAAGUGGACGCGGCGCCUGCGGCUGUCUCGGACGCUGGCGGCCAAGGUGGAGCUGGUGGACAUUCAGCGCGAGGGGGCGCUGCGCUUCAUGGUGGCCGACGACGCGGCGGCGGGUCCCGGGGGCGCGGCGCAGUGGCAGAAGUGCCGCCUGCUCCUGCGCAGGGCCGUGGCCGAGGAACGCUUCCGCCUGGAGUUCUUCGUGCCGCCCAAGGCCUCCAGGCCCAAGGUCAGCAUCCCACUGUCGGCCAUCAUUGAGGUCCGCACCACCAUGCCCCUGGAAAUGCCAGAGAAGGACAACACGUUUGUGCUCAAGGUAGAGAAUGGAGCUGAGUACAUCCUGGAGACCAUCGACUCUCUGCAGAAGCACUCGUGGGUCGCUGACAUCCAGGGCUGUGUGAACCCUGGUGACAGUGAGGAAGACACUGAGCUCUCCUGUUCCCGAGGAGGCUGUCUGGCCAGCCGCGUGGCCUCCUGCAGCUGUGAGCUCCUGACGGACGCAGCCGACCCGCCCCGGCCCCCAGAGACGACAGCCGUGGGAGCCGUGGUGACAGCCCCCCACAGCCGAGGUCGAGAUGCCAUCAGAGAGUCCCUGAUCCAUGUCCCGCUAGAGACCUUCCUGCAGACCCUGGAAUCCCCAGGCGGCAGCGGCAGCGGCAGCGACAGCAAUAACACAGGGGAGGAGGGUGCAGAGACAGAUGCUGAAGCUGAGCCCGAGCUGGAGCUGUGCGACUACCCCUGGUUCCACGGAACGCUGUCCCGGGUCAGGGCUGCUCAGCUGGUUCUGGCCGGGGGGCCCCGGAACCACGGCCUCUUCGUGAUCCGUCAAAGUGAGACUCGGCCUGGGGAGUAUGUGCUGACCUUCAACUUCCAGGGCAAGGCCAAGCACCUGCGCCUGUCCCUGAACGGCCACGGCCAGUGUCACGUGCAGCACCUGUGGUUCCAGUCUGUGCUUGACAUGCUCCGCCACUUCCACACGCACCCCAUCCCACUAGAGUCAGGGGGCUCGGCCGACAUCACCCUCCGCAGCUACGUGCGGGCUCAGGGCCCCCCGCCAGAGCCUGGCCCCGCGCCCCCCGCCGCGCCCGCGCCCCCGGCCUGCUGGAGCGAGCCGGCCGGCCAGCACUACUUCUCCAGCCUCGCCGCAGCCGCCUGCCCGCCCGCUUCGCCCUCCGACGCCGCCGGCGCCUCCUCAUCGUCCACCUCGUCGUCCUCGGCCGCAUCGGGGCCGGCCCCUCCGCGCCCGGUCGAGGGCCCGCUCAGCGUGCGGAGCCGCAGCGACAGCGCGGAACGCCUGCUGGAGGCCGUGGCCGCAGCCGCCGAGGAGCCCCCAGAGGCCACGCCCGGCCGCGCCCGCGCCGUGGAGAACCAAUACUCCUUCUACUAGCCCGCGGCGCCGCCCGGGUGGGACACGCCAAGCUCUUCAGUGAAGACACGAUGUUAUUAAAAAGCCUGUUUUAGGGACUGCA
Sapajus apella (tufted capuchin) is the source of this 3466-nucleotide messenger RNA. It is a transcript of the gene SH2B2, whose product is annotated as SH2B adaptor protein 2. Bases 1471 to 3384 code for a protein of 637 amino acids. The transcript is spliced from 9 exons. Gene Ontology annotation, cellular component: plasma membrane. Gene Ontology annotation, biological process: intracellular signal transduction; antigen receptor-mediated signaling pathway. Lineage: Eukaryota; Metazoa; Chordata; Mammalia; Primates; Cebidae. Gene Ontology annotation, molecular function: transmembrane receptor protein tyrosine kinase adaptor activity. The record is from RefSeq and is a predicted model, not a curated record.